Molecule: messenger RNA, 6099 nt
Organism: Dipodomys ordii (Ord's kangaroo rat)
Lineage: Eukaryota; Metazoa; Chordata; Mammalia; Rodentia; Heteromyidae
Gene: Nup214
Product: nucleoporin 214kDa
Exons: 35
Coding region: 56-6046 (1996 amino acids)
Biological process (GO): RNA export from nucleus; protein import into nucleus
Cellular component (GO): nuclear pore
Molecular function (GO): protein binding; structural constituent of nuclear pore
Source: RefSeq, a predicted model, not a curated record
UGAAGAAGGCCGCAGGUGGUCGCGGCGGCCGCUUGGACAAGCUGAGGACGGCACGAUGGGAGACGAAAUGGACGCCAUGAUCCCUGAGCGGGAGAUGAAGGAUUUUCAGUUUAGAGCAUUGAGGAAGGUGAGAAUCUUCGACACUCCAGAAGAGUUACCCAAGGAGCGCUCAAACCUGCUUGCCAUGUCUAACAAGUAUGGUCUGCUCUUUGCUGGAGGAGCCCGUGGUUUGCAAGUUUUUCCUACUAGAAACCUUCUUAUUCAAAACAAACCUGGAGAUGAUCCCAAUAAAAUAGUUGAUAAAGUCCAAAGCUUGCUGGUUCCUAUGAAAUUCCCAAUCCAUCACCUGGCCCUGAGCUGUGAUAACCUUACGCUGUCUGUGUGCAUGAUGUCCAGUGAAUAUGGCUCCAUUAUCGCCUUUUUUGAUGUUCGCACAUUCUCAAAUGAGGCAAAACAGCAAAAACGCCCAUUUGCCUACCACAAGCUCCAGAAGGAUGCUGGCGGCAUGGUGAUUGAUAUGAAAUGGAACCCUACGGUCCCCUCCAUGGUGGCCGUUUGUGUGGCUGAUGGCAGCAUUGCUGUCCUGCAAGUCACAGAUGCGGUGAAAGUGUGCGCCACUCUCCCUCCCUCAGUGGCAGUUACGUCGGUGUGCUGGAGCCCCAAGGGAAAGCAGCUGGCAGUGGGAAAGCAGAACGGAACUGUGGUGCAGUACCUUCCUACUUUACAAGAAAAAAAAGUCAUCCCUUGUCCUCCAUUUUAUGAGUCAGAUCAUCCUGUCAGAGUUUUAGAUGUGCUCUGGAUCGGUACCUAUGUCUUCACAAUCGUAUAUGCUGCUGCGGAUGGCACCUUGGAAACGUGUCCAGAUGUAGUGAUGGCUCUACUUCCGAAAAAGGAAGAGAAGCACCCAGAGAUAUUUGUCAACUUCAUGGAGCCCUGCUACGGCAGCUGCACUGAACGACAACACCAUUACUACCUCCACUACAUCGAAGAAUGGGAUUUAGUGCUGGCAGCGUCUGCAGCUUCCACAGAAGUUAGUAUCCUCGCUCGCCAGAGUGAUCAGAUUAAUUGGGAAUCUUGGCUACUGGAGGAUUCUAGUCGAGCCGAACUGCCUGUGACAGACAAGAGUGAUGACUCCUUGCCUAUGGGGGUGGCCAUCGAUUAUACCAACCAGGUGGAAAUCGCCAUCAAUGAUGAAAAGACUCUUCCUCCUGCUCCAGUUCUCCUGUUACUUUCAACAGAUGGUGUACUCUGUCCAUUCUAUAUGAUUAAUCAAAAUCCUGGGGUUAGGUCCCUAAUCAGGACCCCGGAGCGGCUCUCAUUAGAAGGGGAGCGACAGCCAAAGUCCUCAGGAAGUACUCCCACCACCCCAACCUCCUGCCAGGCCCCACAGAAACUGGAUGCCUCCGCAGCGGCGGCCCCCUCCUCCCUUGCACCUGUGACCCCUGCUGCUCCCAUUGCCACUUUCCCUUUGUCCUCUGUUGGGGGACCCCCAGCCAUCUUCUCCUUUGGCUCUUCAUCCUUGAAGUCAUCUGCUUCUGUCCCAGGGGAGCCCCCUCCACAUCUCAGCGGCUCUGACAAUUCCAAAGCGGCCCCAGGGCCUGGUGCCCCCACCUUCUCCUUUGCUCCUCCUUCUAAGGCCCCCCUCGCCCCAGCCCCUGCAGCCUCACCCCUGGCCCCAUCGGCUGCCUCCUUCUCCUUCGGAUCAUCGGGUUUUAAGCCCACUUCGGAAAGCACACCAGUGUCAAAUGCGCCUGCUCCCAACUCUGGAAUGAAGCCCUCUUUCUCACCCUCAGCCUCUGCUGUCAAGGUCAACCUGAGCGAAAAGUUCACCGCUGUGGCCUCCAAUGCUCCUGUUCAUAGCUCCUCUAGUGCACCCUCCGUGCUGCCAUUCUCUUCUGCCGCCAAGCCAGCCGCUUCCAGUCUGCUCAGCCACCCUACGCCUCUCCCAGCAUCAUCCAGCUCCUUGCCUUUGAAGUCCUCAGUCUCUCCCUCACCAUCAGGGCGAUCAGCUCAAAGCAGCCCAAGUCCAGUACCCUCAAUGGUUCAGAAAUCUCCUAGGAUUACCCCUCCAGUGGCCAAGGCAAGCUCUCCCCAGGUGAAGUCCCUUCAGCCUCCUGUCACAGAAAAGCAAGGACAUCAGUGGAAAGAGUCAGAUCCUGUGAUGGCUGGAAUCGGAGAGGAGAUCGCCCACUUCCAGAAGGAGCUAGAAGAGUUGAAGGCCCGGACUUCCAAAGCCUGUUUCCAGGUGGGCACUGUGGAGGAGAUGAAGCUGCUGCGGACAGAGUCAGAUGACCUGCACACCUUCCUGCUGGAGAUUAAGGAAACCACAGAGUCCCUCCAUGGAGACAUAAGUACACUGAAGACAACGUUGCUGGAGGGAUUUGCUGGUGUGGAAGAAGCCAGAGAACAGAAUGGACGAAAUCACGACUCUGGAUAUCUCCACCUCCUCUACAAAAGGCCUCUGGAUCCCAAGAGUGAGGCUCAGCUCCAGGAAAUUCGGCGCCUUCAUCAAUACGUAAAAUUUGCGGUCCAGGAUGUGAACGAUGUUCUAGACUUGGAGUGGGAUCGGCAUCUGGAACAAAAGAGAAAACAAAAGCUUGCACCAAAGUGCACAGGCCAGGCUAAACUGUCCCCAGUGAAACAGGCCCAGUUGAGAAACUUCUUGGCCAAGAGGAAGACCCCACCUGUGAGGUCCACAGCUCCAGCCAGCCUGUCUCGCUCAGCCUUCCUGUCUCAGAGAUACUAUGAAGACUUAGAUGAAGUGAGCUCGACCUCCUCCAUCUCCCAGUCUCUGGAGAGCGAAGAUGCCCGGGUGCUCUGCAAGGACGAGGAGGCGGUGGUCCAGGUCCCUCGGCACGCGCCCGUGGUCCGCACCCCUUCUAUCCAGCCCAGCCUCUUGCCCCAGAUGACUCCUUUUGCCAAGUCUCAUCUGGCCCAUGGCGCCUCCCCUGCCGCCAUGGGAACUUCCAUGUCUACAUCCACCAGCAAAAUCAUUCCUCAGGGGGCAGACAGCACGAUGCUGGCGACGAAAACUGUGAAGCACGGCGCCCCCGGCCCUUCCCACCCCAUCGCUGCCCCCCAGGCAGCCGCCGCUGCAGCCCUGAGACGCCAGAUGGCCAGUCAGGCGCCAGCUGUGAGCACUUUGACUGAAUCCACUUUGAAGACUGUCCCUCAAGUGGUGAACGUGCAGGAGUUGAAGAGUACCCCUGCAGUCCCGUCUGCAGCCCUGGGUUCUCCGGUGCCGUGCUCCACAGCUAAAGCUCCUCACCCAGUGCUAGCCCCCGUGGCUGCCAGCCAGGCCAAGCAGGGCUCUCUGAUACCUUCCCUAAAGCCGUCAGGUUCCAUGCCAUCACCCGGUCACUUGUCCUCUGGUGACAAAGCCUCAGGGCCAGCCAAGACAGAAGCAGCUGUGAGCUCCACGCCGUCUGCCGCGGGACACUUCAGCAAGCCUUUCUCCUUCACUCCCUCUGGAGCUGGCUUUAAUUUUGGGAUAAUUGCACCAACACCGUCUUCUAAUUUCACUGCCACCCAAGCGGUGACACCAGCCACCAAAGAGUCAAACCAGCUGGAGACGUUGUCGUUGGGCGGGGGAGGCCAGCCUUUCUACGAGCCCAUCCCAGAGGGCUCUUCCCCUGCCGAAGCCGAGUCCUCGGCGUCCAGCAGCAGGCCAGCCGCCCCACCCGGGGCCACCCUGGCCGCCACCACCUCCUCCAGCAAGCUGGAGACGCCGUCCAAGUGGGGAGAGCUGCUGUUCCCAAGCUCUGCAUCUGGGGAGACGCUCGGCAGCUUCUCGGGCCUGCGGGUGGGCCAGGCCGAGGACUCUGCCAAGCCACCCAGUAAGGCUUCGCCCGCCAGCCUGUCUGGUGGCCAGCCAGCCAAGCCCAGCGUGUCCUCGGGCUUCAGCUUCCCGGGCUCUGCGGCAUUAGGGAAGCCUGCCGAGCCCCCUGCCACCUCCGCGCCCACCAGCACUACGGCGCCCAGCACCAGCGCCAGCGGUUCCUCCACUGCGGUCUUUGGCAGUCUCAGCAGCACGGGACCUGCUGGGGUGGCCAGUUUUGGGGGGAUGUCUCUGGGCAGCAGCAAGUCUAGCUUUUCAUUUGGAAGCCCGCAGACCAGUAACCCAAGCUCAUUGCCUGCCCCCCUGCCAGCCUCCUCGGCCCCUGCCCUCCCAGCGCCCUUCCCCACCCUGUCCUUCAGCAGCCUCCUGAGCUCGCCCGCUGCUUCCCCCCUGCCUGGGUCUUCUGGAAAGAGCCCUGAAGAGCCCCAGGCAUCGGCUGCACCUGAGAAGUCAGGCCACGGUGAGGCCUCUGCGCCCAUAGCCUCACUCCCAGCACAGCCCGCAGCGGCCCAGCCUCAGCCUCCGCCUCCGCCGCCGGCCUCCGACACCAGUAAAAAAGAACCCGUGCUCACACAGCCGGCAAUCGGGAGUCCCGGCACCACGGCAUCUGCCGCCAGCCACACGGCCCCCUCUGCCGAGGCCACCCCAGCGGCCGUGGGGAGCCCCGACGUCAAGACGGAGGCAGCCUCUCCCGCCUCCACCUUCGCCGCCCCCACACAGGCCGCCGUGGGAGCAGCUCCGCUCCCUGCUGCUGGCCCGGGGGCUGUCGAAGCUGCAGGCGCCCCUACCAGCAGCAGCACCGUGCCCAGCACCGCCCCAGGCCCUACCACAGACACAGCAGUGUUUGGCAAUGUCACUUCGGGCUCCUCAGUCUUCACCCCGCCACCCGCUGUCAGCUCGGCGUUCAGCCAGCUCUCCAGCAGCACGGCCUCUGCCCCCGCGGCCAGCCCAGUGUUUGGUCAGGUGGCGGCCAGCACCGCACCAAGCCUAUUCGGGCAGCAGACGGGCAGCAUCGCCAGCACUGCCGCCACCACACCACAGGCCAGCAGCCCAGGGUUUGGCAGCCCUGCCUUCGGCACUUCUGCUUCCGGGGCCUUUGGACAGGCGACAUUUGGCCAGGCCCCGGCCUUUGGACAGGCCACGAGCAGCUCGGCAGGCGGCUUCUCCUUCAACCAGCCUGGGUUCGGUUCUGGGCCCGCCUUUGGCCAGGCCGUGUCCUCCACCCCCUCGUCCACCACGGGAAAUGUCUUCGGAGCUUCCUCGAGCGCCAGCAGCUCUGGCUCCUUCUCAUUCGGACAGUCUUCUACCAACACGGGCGGGGGGCUGUUUGGCCAGAGCAACGCUCCCGCGUUCGGCCAGAGCCCCAGCUUUGGGCAGGGAGGCACAGUGUUCGGCAGCACCUCGGCCACCACGUCCACAGCGGCACUCUCGGGGUUUAGCUUCUGUCAAGCUUCAGGUUUCGGAUCUAGUAACACUGGUUCUGUGUUUGGUCAAGCCGCCAAUACUGGUGGAACAGUCUUUGGCCAGCAGUCCCCCACUUCCAGCGGGAGCGUGUUCGGGUCUGGAAACGCUGGGAGAGGAGGAGGCUUCUUCAGCGGCCUUGGAGGAAAACCCAGCCAGGACGCAGCCAACAAAAACCCGUUCAGCUCGGCCAGCGGGAGCUUUGGAUCUACAGCCACCCCAAAUACCUCCAACCUGUUUGGAAACAGCGGGGCGAAGACCUUCGGCGGGUUCGGCAGCUCAUCGUUUGGAGAGCAGAAGCCGGCCGGCACGUUCAGCUCUGGAGGCGGAAGUGUGGCGUCCCAGGGCUUCGGCUUCUCCACACCCAGUAAAACAGGUGGCUUCGGUGCUGCUCCAGUGUUUGGCAGCCCUCCUACUUUCGGGGGAUCCCCUGGGUUUGGAGGGGUGCCAGCAUUCGGUUCAGCCCCAGCCUUUACAAGCCCUCUGGGCUCGACGGGAGGCAAAGUGUUCGGAGAGGGCACUGCGGCCGCCAGCGCGGGAGGAUUCGGGUUCGGGAGCAGCAACAACACCACGUCGUUCGGCACGCUGGCCAGCCAGAACACGCCCUCCUUCGGAUCGCUGUCCCAGCAGACGCCAGGGUUUGGGGCCCAGAGUGGCAGCUUCUCCGGGUUUGGAUCGGGCUCUGGAGGCUUCACCUUCGGAUCAUCCAACUCGUCUGCCCAGGGCUUCGGCGGCUGGAGAAGCUGAGCGCCCAUCGCCUCCAGUUCUGCGACUGGCUGCGGGCACCAUGGAACAGUCUG